Didymodactylos carnosus is the source of this 2294-nucleotide messenger RNA. NCBI's taxonomy places the organism in Eukaryota, Metazoa, Rotifera, Eurotatoria, Philodinida, Philodinidae. The record is from the annotation of a GenBank genome assembly.
UAUACCAGCUUACAAACACAAACACGUAUAUUAUGUGUGCGCAUUGUCAGACUUAACCUGUUUUAGUUGCGGAGCAAGAGUGGACGAAGGCAAAGAGCGAAUGUAUCAACCUUUUCGUGAAUUUUUUAGUAAUAGGUGCAAACGAGCGGAACAUCCUAAUUUUUCAAAACGUCGUUCUCACCAGCUUUUAAAAUCUUUUUAAAAAGCAAAUAUUACUACGAGAUUCAGUAUAGUAGCAACUUAUGUCUCCAUGAGAUUUAUUGACUGAAACGAAGAGCAGUCCUAUGGCUAAAACCUCGUUCCCUGCGUAAUCAUGGCAGAUGACGUCCAGUUUUCAAAAUUCGCGAGGAUCCUCGCCCAUCGCCUACCUCUGGUGCUGCCACCCUUAGUCGACCGCAUAUUCUUGGGGUCACAUUGAUCUUUCUGUUCGCUUCUAUUUUGGCAGCAUACUUCUCUGAUAGAAAGUUUAAAGCGAAGGCAUCGCUCAGAUUCUUCAACGGCCCGUCUAACAUAUAUUUGUCUAUAUCGAGUAGAAUGCCAAAGCCCAAACUUUGUAUGACUAAAAUAUUUAUUGUGUAUAUCGCAAUAUGUUUCCAUGAGCAUGUUGUGUGUAUAUAUGGAGUUUAGAUGAAUACACAUCUCAUCCAUAUUCUAACUCCGCGACAUCGAUAUUCAGUGGAUACAUUUUCUAUACGUAUUAUGUCAUCUCUAACAGAUAGCUAUUUAUGUCUGUGUUUCUGUUGUUUUAGUUAAUUGCAGUUGCGAUGAUGUAGAACAAUCCUAUACAAUAGACGACUUAACGUUUGAAUAUUAUGAUGAUGAUACGACAACGAAUGCUGAAUUAACGCCAACGGCCGCUGCAAUUAUGUCUUUUCAAGAAAAAUUGACCAUUAUGUUCGCACAAAUCAAUAUGACAAUAGUAUUGACAAAGGAAGCUAUAGAAACAUUACUGCCAAAUGGACGAAGGAAAAGAGCAUCUGCAAAAGCACCGACGAAACAGUCUGUGACGCAAUGCGUGGUCGGUCCUGGCCAAAAGCGGAAACGUCGUGCCGCCACCACAUCGGAUGACAGUACGGAUUUCAAUUGUGAACAAGUAUGUUCAAACCAUAAUGUACAAGAGAUAAUAAAAUUGCUUGACAACGCAAUCAAUUCUACACAAAUUAGUGUUCUUGAUGAAUAUCGGGUCGAUUGCGACGGAGAACUUCACGGUGGAACUCUCGUUAACAUGACAUUAACAAGUUACAAUCACAAUAUUACUGUCGAAAUGGGUAAUCGCGAGUUCAUCCGUCGGAUAGCUGGUGGCGGUUUUAUCUAAUUUUUCCUCUUUGUUUAGAAUCAAUUUCUUCAAAUCCGAACGCGACAGAAUACACUGACCCGUGUAGUGAGUAUUUAUUGUGUGCGCUUAUUCGGGCAUUUGUAUGCUGCUUGAAGUAUGUGGUCUCGGGGCGAUGUGAAGGUUUGCAUCCUUUCAUUCAUGUUUUUCACGCCGAACGAAACAUUUUGAAGUCGAUUUCGACUUCUUUCUGAAAGGGCGAAUAUAGCAUGCCAGACAUGAAUUGGAACAUGUCCGAUGUUUUACUGUGCGAUCACCUUAGUCGGCCUCAUAUUCCUUGGUCAUAUUGAUCUUUCUGUUCCCAUCUACAGAAAAACAUAUGCAGCAUACGUUUCAGCCAGAAAGUUUAAAGCGAUGACGUCACUCGGAUGGGGGUGGGGGGUGUAACAUGAUAUUCUGAACGUGUCAAAGUUGCUUGUAUUAAUGAAUCUUGUCUCGAUGGCAACUGGACCGCAGUGCAACUGACAGAAAGAAAAUAAAUCCUGCUGGAGAACAUACAUAACGCUUUAGACAUUUUCUUGUUUGAGCACCAUUCAAAAUAUUGAAGGUCGUUGAGUUAUCCAACUUCGACACACUGAAAAUAGCAAAGUAUUUGCUUUGCUCGAAAAAUAGAUUCCAUAAGAAGAAGCCUUAGAAGAUUCACCGGAGAAUUUUGCAUCUUCUCACAUAUUUUUCGAAAUAUUACAGUGAAAUCUUCUAAGAAACUCUCUCUGUGCGAAAAAUUUAACAAAUCUAAUUUCUAAAUCUAUUUUUCAAAAGACUUUAGUUGUUUUACUAUAAAGAAGUAAAACGUUCUGAAUCAAGGAUUUUAGUUCUUUUCACCUUGCAUAGAAUUAAAUUCUGCAUUGUUUGAUAUAUAAACAAAGUUUCCCAGUUGAAAUUAUUAAUUAAAAGAUUAAUUUAGUUUAGAAGAAUUGAAGAGCUAGUUGUGACCUAAUCAUAAUUCCAGCUGGUGCAGAGG